Molecule: messenger RNA, 1961 nt
Organism: Pelmatolapia mariae (spotted tilapia)
Lineage: Eukaryota; Metazoa; Chordata; Actinopteri; Cichliformes; Cichlidae
Gene: tmem129
Product: transmembrane protein 129, E3 ubiquitin protein ligase
Exons: 6
Coding region: 59-1240 (393 amino acids)
Biological process (GO): protein ubiquitination
Cellular component (GO): membrane; endoplasmic reticulum
Molecular function (GO): ubiquitin protein ligase activity
Source: RefSeq, a predicted model, not a curated record
AGAAGAAAACGUAUGAGGAAGUGAGGCACCGUAAAUAAACUCGGACCUUGGCAGUAGUAUGGAGAGCCCAGAGUUGUCGUUUACUUUGGCCUACAUCGUCCUCUCCUUCUGUUUCGUGUUCACACCCAAUGAGUUCCGCUCGGCCGGCCUCACCAUCCAGAAUCUGUUUUCGUCGUGGCUGGGCAGCGAGGACGUGGGCUUCAUCCAGUAUCACGUUAGAAGGACCAGCAUCACCAUUCUGGUUCACUCCGCGCUGCCUUUAGGUUACUACAUGGGAAUGUGUGUCGCUGCUCCAGAAAAAAACCUGGUUAACAUUUACCAGGUUAGUGACAACUGGAGAGCGUUUCUCCUUCUGUCUCUCUGCCUCCAGUUGGUCAGUUGGAUAAUUGUCUUCUACUGGUCCCGGCGUCGCUGGCACAAUCAUCCAAUCAGUAAGGUGCUGCAGGCCCAUGUGCAGCCCCCUUUCUCCAGCUGGGGCUCUGUGGCAGUCAGCAUCAACACCGAGUUCAGACACAUAGAUAAGUUUGCUACAGGAGCACCGGGAGCUAGAGUCAUCGUCACUGACACCUGGGUGUUAAAGGUGACCACGUAUCACAUUUACAUGGCCCUGCAGAGCGAUUGCCACGUCACAGUGACAGAGUCCACACAGCACCACCUGAGUCCGGAUUCAGCCUCGCCCACAGAGAUCCUGACCCUGAGAGUUGACAGCAUUAACCCUGCUGUCACACCAUUCAAUAUCAAGUAUGUGUUGUCUCGACAAAACGGCACAUCUCGUGUCAAAACAAAGAGAAAUCAAAUCGUCUUUCCCACUCGUUCCAGGCUCAACUCUACGGAGUACGCAGAGCUCCGGGAGAAGCUCCAGGCUCCCAUCAGAAACUCUCCUAAUGUGGUGAUCCAUCAAACGCUCAGUGAACUCUUUUUGGAAACGUUCAAGGCUCAGGUGGACCUCAAUCAGCCGUACGCCCUCCCCCACGGACAGGAGUUAGAGCCCUGUAUCGGCUGCAUGCAGGUUCCAGCAAACGCCAAACUGGUCACGCUUUGCCACGAAGCAGAGACCGAUGAUGACGAUUCAGACUGCCAGCAGUGUCACUGCAGACCCAUGUGGUGUCUGUUGUGUCUGGGUCGAUGGUUCGCCAGCCGUCUAGAUGAGCAGACACCGGAGACGUGGUUGUCCAGCAGGGUUCCCUGCCCUACUUGUAGAGCCAAGUUCUGUAUUCUGGAUGUGUGCGCAGUCCGAUGACGGGCACACAUCUCCCCCCACACUGACUUUUAAUGUUUCGAAUGUUGACCAAGGGUUUCUGCUCAACAUCCUCCAACCAGAGCGGCACCUGGACUGGAUGUGGUCGUGUUCUAUUUCUGCUUUUAUGGAAACGAAAUAAAAACAAUUCUAUGAAGUAUCAUUUAUUUCAUAUUUAUAUGUUGUUACAGCACCAAAUCUUCUCAUGAAGGGCCCUUUCUGCAUCUUUUCUUAUGCAGCGUAGCAACAAAUAUGAAAUAAGUAAACAUGAAAAGUUUUAAAUGGAACAUGUUGUGACAUUUAUCAUGUAAGGGCAAAAUUCUGAUUACUGUGAUGUGGAGCGAAUGUAUGAAUUUACAGUUUAAUAAAGUUUAACUCAACUUGGUUUAUAUUUUAAAUGUUUGUAUGAAUACCAAAUAUUGAAAAUGGGUGUAAAUAAUAAAUGUACUGAUAUGGAAGGAAACCUCGCAGACAUGGAUAAAACCUGCUGCCUGCAGUGGAUUAACCGAUGCCUGGAAACGGGUCACACAUCCAGUCAGUGCCAGUCUUUCAUUAAGUAUUUGCAUAUCUGAGGCCCGACACUGAGCUAAAGCUACACUGCAUAUAACACAAGUUUAGUUCAGUUGUGUGUUCAUGAUCACUCAGUUUGUAUACAGUGAAACCCUCACCGUGAUCACCUGACUUUGUUUUUCAAAUGUAUUUGAGAAAAAUAAUACAACAGAUG